AAAAGAAAAACAGAAAUAAAAAAAGGGGCGAGUGAGGAAGAUAUACUCAAACUCAAGCUUAAAUAGAUAGAGGGCGAGGGAGAAGAGGGUUUCUGAUAAAUCUCGCAACCAGCUGCGGAUGCUUCAUCACACAACUACAAUCCAAUUCCAAUAACUGCACCACUCACUCUAUUUCGUGCUAGAGAGAGGGAUUGAUUGUUUUCUGCGUUGAGCCAAAUUGGAGCAGAAGAAGAGGGGAAACUGACUGAACAAGGAGAUAAGGCGAGGAGUAGCCCUAGAUCUGUUGCCGGGAGGAUGAGUACAACCAGGGGAAGCGGCGGCGCCGUGCAGCCCAUUCCCGCGGGGGCAAGGAAGGUGGUGCUAAGCUUGAAGGAGAUAGUUAACUGCUCCGACGCGGAGAUCUACGCUGCUCUCAAGGACUGUAAUAUGGACCCUAACGAGGCAGUUGAUCGUCUCAUAUGUCAGGUUCCUUUCCAUGAGGUGAAGAGCAAACGAGAAAAGAAAAAAGAGGGUAAAGAUAGCUAUGACUCGAGGUCGCAUGGUGCUAAUAGUUCAACUAGACGCAGCAGGAAUGGCGCUGAGCGCCGUGGUGCUUCUGCAGCUUACAGUGCAUCUGCAACAUACAGUGCUUCUGAGUCAAUGCAUGGAAAGCCAACAUAUAAGAAAGACAAUGGAUCAGCUUCGUAUAAAAGUAACUUUUCUUCAGCAGCUGGUGUUUCUGUAAAUAAUAGAAGCCAAGUACCUUCAGGCCUCAGUGAUAGUAGCGCUGCUGAGAGUAAGGGAUCCUUGUUGGGAGCAGCUGAUGGUAUGCAAUCUGUUGCAAAGACACCUUCUGGAUACCAAUCUGCCUGGGGGGGUGUUCCUGGUCAAGUUUCCAUGGCUGAUAUUGUGAGGAUGGGAAAGCCGCAUAAUAAAGCACCUCAUGCUCCGAGUGCAUCUCAUCACCAAUUUCAAGACGCCCCAGCAACUGAACCGUUUCCCCAUUUAAGAUCUACUUCAAAUUAUGCUUCUAAAGCUAAUCAGGCAGAAGUUUCUUCAGUUCAGCAUGCUCCCAAUACUGAUGAGUGGCCUGUAGAGAAGCCAGUUUCUACAAAUGUUAUUCCUGUCCCAGAAUAUACAGUUGAUGGUGAGCUGUAUCCAGAUGCAUCUGGUGUAUCUGAAGAAAUUGAUAACCAUUAUGAGGAAGAAGUGGUUCAAGAAAGAGAAGAUGAUGAUAUUGGAAACUCUGGUGGAAAUGAUCUGAAUUCUGUUCCUGUAUCCGAUAGGAAGAUUCCAGAGAAUGAUUCAAGAAGUUCAUCACUAUUUGAGAAUGAGCUGUAUCAAAAUAUGGCUCCGUACCAGUCCAAGGAUCCUGAUUACGAGCUUCAUGAAGGCGAAGAAGUUGGUGCUUCAGUGGCAUCAGUCACCCGAAAUAUCCAACAGCUAAGUGUAGAUAAGGAUGAUACAGAGUUUCCAUCUGAAGAAGAUACACCUUCGGUGGUAAUUCCUGAUCAUUUGCAAGCUCAAGCAGCAGAAUGUUCACACUUAAGCUUUGGUAGUUUUGGACCUAGCAUGAACGCUUCAUAUCCUACUGGAGGUUUGACAUCUGCGACCGUAAAAAGUAAUUUGGAUGAGGGGCAUAAUGAGACUGAUACUUCAUCAGCUGGGCAUGCGGAUACUAGACAGUCUGAAUAUUAUAUUGAUGAUUCUCUUAGAGAUACAUCUGAUAGGUUCCAUAUCAAUGGUCCUAAUGGUGGCAUUGCGGAGACAUACGAUGCACCUUCUGCUUCACAGCCAGAAGAAUUAAAACCUGAGAGUACUGAAGUGGCUCAUGGAAAUCAAUAUCCUUUUCAGUCUGCGAAUCCUAGUUAUGCCUUAGAUGAUGCUCAAAGGCUGAAUGCUGCUUUUAAUGAGACAAGUCCUCAGAUGCACAAUCUUGCCCAAUUUUCUAAUGUCAUGCAGCAGUCAUACCCAAAUUCACUGCAAAGCGCAUUGUUGGCUGGAAAUGUUCACUCUGCUAGAGAUUCUGAUCUUCAAUACUCGCAGUUUCCUGUCUCGCAUUCUAUGGCUGCAAAAUAUGGGAACUCUGUUUCUUCUGUUGGUGCUUCAGCAAUGUCUGAGGCUUUGAAGAGUGCUAAUUCAUCAUCUCAGCCUACUCCACAAUCGCACUCAGGAACAAGUGUUGCCACUGGACCUCCUCUCCCCCAGCAACAUAUUGCUGUACAUCCAUAUUCUCAGCCGACGCUUCCUCUGGGGCCAUAUGCCAACAUGAUUAGCUAUCCCUUCAUGCCUCAGAGCUAUACAUACAUGCCUUCUGCUUUUCAGCAAUCAUUUGCUGGUAACAGCACGUAUCAUCAGUCCCUGGCCGCUCUACUCCCCCAGUAUAAAAGUAGUGUUGCAGUUAGUAGUUUACCUCAGUCUGCAGCUGUCCCGUCUGGAUAUGGUGGCCUUGGGAAUACUGCUACAGUCCCCGGAAAUUAUCAGAUGAACCCUCCUGCCGCCUCAUCUGGAUCAGCUAUUAACUAUGAGGAAGUCUUGGCUCAGUACAAGGAAAGUAGUCACUUGCUCGCUCUUCAGCAGCAGCAGCAGCAGCAGCAGCAACAACAGCAGCAGAAUGAGUGGCUUCACGGGCAAGGUUCAAGAACCGUGCAAGCUGUUCCAUCGAAUGCUUAUUACAAUUAUCAGGGACAAAGCCAGCAGCCUGGUGGUUUCAGGCAAGCUCAGCAGCAGUCGCAGAACUACGGAGCCCCUGGGUACCCGAAUUUCUACCAUUCGCAGGCUGGGAUAUCGCUCGACCAGCAACAGAACCCAAGAGACAGCACACUGGGUGCCCCUCAAGGACAGCCUAAGCAGUCCCAAAUGUGGCCCAAUGGUUACUAAUCAGCUCUUGUGCUUCUUCAAGGAGCCUGCAACGAGUGCACAAGCAAACCCUCUCUAGGCGUCAAGAUGACGGGCUGUGCCUGUGCACUUGCCUCGAAGGUCCACAUGGCUUGCUCGUCCUCAGUUGAUGUAACUUAAGAGAGAUAUGGCUGUUAACUUUUGUGUUAGUGGAGAUGUGUUUUGCCUUUCCACUUGCACUUGAUGAUUUAGAUCAACUUUUCUUUAGAGAGAGCUGCUGCUCAAGUUAAAGGUUUAUUGUCUAACCAUGUUUUUUUUCCUUUUUCUUGUUCUUUUUUCUCUUGCUUUUCUGUUGCAUCACUGUAUCAUGGCUUUGUGUACAAUAGGAACUGAGUUUUGGUUUA
Messenger RNA from Salvia hispanica, 3221 nucleotides. RefSeq lists its product as uncharacterized. Gene Ontology annotation, molecular function: protein binding. The record is from RefSeq and is a predicted model, not a curated record. NCBI's taxonomy places the organism in Eukaryota, Viridiplantae, Streptophyta, Magnoliopsida, Lamiales, Lamiaceae.